AUGAGUGGGCCUUUGGAUCAAUCACUGAUAGCGAAUUCGCAUGGUGUGACACAAGCUGGAGUUACACCUAAUGCUGGCUUGUUUCCUGCUGCCUUGUCGCUGGUAGACUUCUCAGCGGACCGUCAGCGGCGCCGGCGUCCCUGCAUGAACCAGGAGGGCCGGUACCAGUGCUCUUUUUGUCAUUACCGCACCGACUACCAGACCAACUUGAUAGCCCACCGACGUACGCACACAGGGGAGAGGCCAUUCCGCUGCAACUUCUGUGCCAAGGGGUUCGCCCAGAAGAGCAACCUGAAAUCUCACAUGAAGAGGCACAUGACUGAUGCUGUUGCCCGGUGA
Rhipicephalus microplus (southern cattle tick) is the source of this 339-nucleotide messenger RNA. RefSeq lists its product as uncharacterized. Gene Ontology annotation, molecular function: RNA polymerase II cis-regulatory region sequence-specific DNA binding; DNA-binding transcription factor activity, RNA polymerase II-specific. Lineage: Eukaryota; Metazoa; Arthropoda; Arachnida; Ixodida; Ixodidae. Gene Ontology annotation, biological process: regulation of transcription by RNA polymerase II. Gene Ontology annotation, cellular component: nucleus. The record is from RefSeq and is a predicted model, not a curated record.